AUGUACACCUCAAAUUCAGGGUCCCAGUGGGGAUCUCCAGACGCUCCCAGGAAAGCUCUUCUUAUUCAUGGGUUAGCUAUGUGCUCGAGUUCAUGGGAAGGCAUCGCUCAGCUAUUAGUAGCAGAAGGUCAGGUUUUGCGAUACCAUGCUUAUGAUGCUCUGUUUUCAACAAGCUUCACGGGGUUCUUUGUUGUGGCGCCAAAUCUCCUUGGGCAUGCAUGGAGACGGUGCACCGACUACCGUGUGUCCACCCUUACAGAGGAUCUCCGACCGUACUUCAUCAAGGACACGUCAUACGACGUGAUUGUAGGUCAUUACCUUGGAGGCCUAGUGGCAUUGUCGCUCUUGUCAUUUCUGCCCAAAAUGAAAGAAACCGCUGUCAUACUCCUCGAUCCCCCCCCCCUCGAGAUCGAGGAGACGAUCGAAAUGCAUAAAAGCUGGUUUCUGAAUGAGGUGGCGAAUAUCGGAUCCACCGAGGAGCAGGUUGAUCUUGGUUGGUCACAACGUGACCGUGUGUUAUACGCACUAGGAUUUUCAAUGUGCAACAGUACCACUAUCAAUGGAGUCUUCUUGCAUAACAGGCCAUGGUCUUUCAGUGGCCUGUUCAAAAACAUCCCCCCUCAUGUGACGAUUACCGUGCUGGUGUCAGAUCCCCAGGUCGGCGCUGUUUGUCGCGCAGAGCACGUCCCUCGUGGAAUUGAGAAACUGAAUGUCAGAGUUCUUCCGGGAAUUGGUCAUUGCAUUCACUGGGAGUGUCCAGAUGCUAUUGUGGACUUGAUUCGACUACCAAGGGCGAAGCUUUGA
This is a messenger RNA of Suillus bovinus, 804 nucleotides long. Its product is annotated as Alpha/Beta hydrolase protein. The record is from RefSeq and is a predicted model, not a curated record. Lineage: Eukaryota; Fungi; Basidiomycota; Agaricomycetes; Boletales; Suillaceae. The transcript has 2 exons. The coding region runs from base 1 to 804 and encodes 267 amino acids.